Salmo salar (Atlantic salmon) is the source of this 1419-nucleotide messenger RNA. NCBI's taxonomy places the organism in Eukaryota, Metazoa, Chordata, Actinopteri, Salmoniformes, Salmonidae. The record is from RefSeq and is a predicted model, not a curated record.
AUGACCUUCUUUCGAACCAUCAUGGACUUCCCCGUAUUGAUGAUAUUCACUGGACAAGAGCUUACCCUGCUGCCCUCCUCCAGGCUUACCCCGCUGCCCUCCUCCAGGCUUACCCCGCUGCCCUCCUCCAGGCUUACCCCACUGCCCUCCUCCAGGCUUACCCCGCUGCCCUCCUCCCUCCGGGCUUACCCCGCCGCCCUCCUCCGGGCUUACCCCGCUGCCCUCCUCCGGGCUUACCCCGCUGCCCUCCUCCAGGCUUACCCCGCUGCCCUCCUCCAGGCUUACCCCACUGCCCUCCUCCAGGCUGACCCCGCUGCCCUCCUCCCUCCGGGCUUACCCCGCUGCCCUCCUCCAGGCUUACCCCGCUGCCCUCCUCCAGGCUUACCCCACUGCCCUCCUCCGGGCUUACCCCCCUGCCCUCCUCCCUCCGGGCUUACCCCGCUGCCCUCCUCCGGGCUGACCCCGCUGCCCUCCUCCCUCCGGGCUGACCCCGCUGCCCUCCUCCCUCCGGGCUUACCCCGCUGCCCUCCUCCCUCCGGGCUGACCCCGCUGCCCUCCUCCCUCCGGGCUGACCCCGCUGCCCUCCUCCCCUCCGGGCUUACCCCGCCGCCCUCCUCCAGGCUUACCCUGCUGCCCUCCUCCAGGCUUACCCCGCUGCCCUCCUCCAGGCUUACCCCACUGCCCUCCUCCAGGCUGACCCCGCUGCCCUCCUCCCUCCGGGCUUACCCCGCUGCCCUCCUCCAGGCUUACCCCGCUGCCCUCCUCCAGGCUUACCCCACUGCCCUCCUCCGGGCUUACCCCCUGCCCUCCUCCCUCCGGGCUUACCCCGCUGCCCUCCUCCGGGCUGACCCCGCUGCCCUCCUCCCUCCGGGCUUACCCCGCUGCCCUCCUCCAGGCUUACCCCGCUGCCCUCCUCCAGGCUUACCCCACUGCCCUCCUCCAGGCUUACCCCCCUGCCCUCCUCCCUCCGGGCUUACCCCCUGCCCUCCUCCAGGCUUACCCCGCUGCCCUCCUCCAGGCUUACCCCGCUGCCCUCCUCCAGGCUUACCCCGCUGCCCUCCUCCAGGCUUACCCCGCUGCCCUCCUCCAGGCUUACCCCGCUGCCCUCCUCCAGGCUUACCCCACUGCCCUCCUCCAGGCUUACCCCGCUGCCCUCCUCCCUCCGGGCUUACCCCGCCGCCCUCCUCCGGGCUUACCCCGCUGCCCUCCUCCAGGCUUACCCCGCUGCCCUCCUCCAGGCUUACCCCACUGCCCUCCUCCAGGCUUACCCCCCUGCCCUCCUCCCUCCGGGCUUACCCCCCUGCCCUCCUCCAGGCUUACCCCGCUGCCCUCCUCCAGGCUUACCCCGCUGCCCUCCUCCCUCCGGGCUUACCCCGUCGUACCACUGGAGAGAACCCAGAUUAUCAUCUAUUGUGUUGA